CGCAAGCUAAGGCCAAUCCACCGUAGGGACAGCUUGUUUUGUUUACGCUGCUGGUAUCAUAGAUAUUUCGGUUUGUGGCGAUCGUUAUGUGUCACAGGAGGCAGAAGUGCUGAACUGCCAGUUAUUAGAGUUGAUGGAGGCGCCCCAGUUUCCUUCUCUGCAGCCCAGAAUAGCCGACCAGCCUUGGUUCUACGUUGACCGGCCUUGCGAUGAUGAAUCCGAGUUAACCCAGCUAGAAAAAGAACACCAAAGCGCGCUCACCAGCAUUGCGCAGAGGCACAGCGACCUUGUUCCGAUUGGGAAAACUGCGGCAGAAUUGCAGGAUGAAGAUGAGGAAGACGAUGAAGACGACGAUAAUGAGGACGACGAAAGUGAUAGCAACGAGGACGAAGACGACGAGCUGGACGCGGACGACAUCAAUUAUGAUCAAGACUCGCCUAUGUUCCACUAGCUGCCAUUCGACAUAACAUGAACACAGAAAUAAAUUGUCAUAUUCUUACGCUCAAGCAAUUCGGUCAUUUUUGGUCAUCGAACUCUCAGCCCUGCAGUUUAUCAUGUCCGAACAAGGCCUGGUAUCCUGAUUCUCGAAGUCUCAGUGAGCGGGCGACUUCAAGAGGCGAGCAGGAUAUCCACGGCACUGGCUCGGUCAUUCAACCAUGGCCAAAGCAGCGCCCACGUCUUGUUCCAAAGUCUCUCUUGGACAGAGAGGUCGUCGCACAGGGAGAGCGACUGAGCCAGUGCACAUUCCUCCAGAUAGCAGCCACUGAUGCCUUCAAGCUCGCUCGAAAACGUUGCGUGCAGUACUGUCUUAACACAUUCUUCUGUUGUCUGUCAAGAAAUAAGUAAGAAA
Molecule: messenger RNA, 850 nt
Organism: Rhipicephalus sanguineus (brown dog tick)
Lineage: Eukaryota; Metazoa; Arthropoda; Arachnida; Ixodida; Ixodidae
Product: anaphase-promoting complex subunit 15B
Exons: 4
Coding region: 134-451 (105 amino acids)
Biological process (GO): regulation of mitotic cell cycle spindle assembly checkpoint
Cellular component (GO): anaphase-promoting complex
Source: RefSeq, a predicted model, not a curated record